Messenger RNA from Achroia grisella, 1679 nucleotides. RefSeq lists its product as uncharacterized. The record is from RefSeq and is a predicted model, not a curated record. Lineage: Eukaryota; Metazoa; Arthropoda; Insecta; Lepidoptera; Pyralidae. Bases 27 to 1679 code for a protein of 550 amino acids. The transcript has 3 exons. Gene Ontology annotation, molecular function: protein binding.
UUUUGGUAAAGGAAAUAUAUGAAGCCAUGAGAAGCUCUGACAUAUCAGAUCCAAUCAUGACACUGAUAACCCAUCCACAUUUUGUUGUUCCAUCUUUUAAGAGAGAGAUUAAGAAUGAUUCUACUUCCAAUGAAUACAGAAAUGAAGGUAAUAGUGCUUAUAAAAACAAAAUGUAUGAGGUGGCAUUAAAGUGUUACAAUACAGCUCUUGCAUAUGCACCAAAUAUGUCCAUUGCAAUGAAACUUGCAUAUAGUAAUCGGUCCGCAGUACUAUUCACAUUGCAGUGCUACAGAGCUUGUCUCAAAGACAUCAAUACUUGUAUAACUAUGGGAUGUCCUGAUGACAUAUUGGAAAAAUUAUAUAAACGCAGAGAACAAGCUGAAAACUCUCUGUGGACAGAAAGUACACAAAUAAAGUAUAGUGGUGAAAUUUUUUUUAAAAUACCUAAACGCCAUCCGGAUAUACCAUGCGCGAGCGCAGAAAUAGAUAUUAUUAUGAAUACCAACGGUCCUAAAAUAGUGGCCAAGACAGACAUUAAAGUUGGGACUGUGUUGGCUUUAGAGAAAGUAUUUGCCGGCUUUGUAGACCUAAUUCAAAAUUCAGAUGCAACUUGGAUAUCUUGCUACCACUGCUGUAAACUUUCUUUCAAUUUAUUCCCUUGUGAAGGCUGUUGCAAAGCACUAUUCUGCAGCAAACAGUGUAAAGACAAUUGCAUGAAAGAAUAUCAUAAUAUUGAAUGUCAGAUCUUAGAGUUAGUGAACUGGCCAAUUACUCAAAUGGUACUCAAAGCUGCAAUAAAAAUGAGAAACAUGUGCAAAUCGUGGGAUGAAAUGAUCGAACUGUCAAAGAAAUAUGUUAAUAAUAAGCAAAAAAUAAACCAAAUAAAAGAUAUAUAUGAUUCAAGAAACUGUACUUCCCUUCUAACAUUCAACCAUGCUGUGCACUUUAUGCAUGGUAUGUUUUUUAAUACAACAAUAAUUUGGUCUCAUUACAUUUCCAUAAUUGACUCUUCUGGAUGUUUUUUCCCAGUAAGAAUUCAGGACAAAAGGUAUGCAAUUCGUGCUUUUGCAAGAAUACUGAUGCACCUAACAAUAUUUGCACACCCAAUGCUUUUAGCUACAAAUAAUUGUCUAAAAACGAAGCCACAGAUAAUUACACGGUGGGUGACGCCAAGACUUGGACUCUUUCCAUUCAUUGGAAAAUUAAAACGGUCCUGUAUACCAAAUACAUACAGCACAGUAAUCAAUAAUAAUACUACGGCUUUGGUAGCGACACAAACUAUAAGAGCAGGAACUGAAUUGUCUGUCAGCCCCAUAAAUCAUUGGUUACAGCAUCCACUAACAAAAGAGAAUAGACAAGAAAUGAUGUAUAACAUUAAUGGAACUGUGUGCAGUUGUGUAUUGUGUGAAGCAGAACCUAAAGACUUGGAAGCAAUAAGAAACGCCAACCCUCUAUCUGAUGAACAAAAAAAGAAAUUUAAAAUUAAACUCACAAAUGAGCUUUAUCAUAACUCUACAGAUAUUACGAAAGUCGCCGGCGUCUACACGGAAAUAUUUGAAUUGUUAGACUUAUUACAUGAUGUGCCAUUUUCGAAGGAAUAUGCAAUAACACAUGAACUCUUCCGAAAUUGUAUUACAACACAAUCAUUAUAUUCAAAUUUUAAUGAGGUAGAGUCUUGA